GCGAUUACAGCAGUGAACGCCUCGCUGUCAGUGCGGUGCCUGGGGCAUUUUUUGAGAAGAGCGAUUUCUUGCACUGCUACCCCCUUCGAGCGCUGUGAGCUGGCCGUUUCUACGGGCUCACUUCUCUUGCAUUGUCUCCAUGGAUCUAGCUGAGAACCUCGCACCUUGCACGUACAACCAAGGCGGAACGUGCUUCAUCUUUGACCAACUGAACGACAUCAAUGGCCUACUGCGACAGGUCAAGCUAGAGCUUCGUGAGACAUCCCCAGGAACUCUGUCACUGACUCAGGCACCCCAUCUGCGCCUGGGCCACGGCAUGAUGAGCGGUCAGAAUGCCGGGGCAUGGCACCUGCUCGAUGCGGUUUUGCAGCAGCACCUCUGCGUCAUCUCUAUCUGCAUUGACGAACGCAAGGAACCCACCGGUAUCCCCAUCGACAUAAUUAUCCGAAAGGUACCUUCACUCGUCAUGCUCCGUUUACGUGCUAUGGUUGCGGGCUACCAAGGGCUCAUUAGUCUAGCGGGGGCUUUGACUUCGGGUCACCGCCUUCAGAAUUUGCGGUUGGAGGCUAUGUUCUUGAACGCUGACUGUGUGUCACUUCUGUGCAGCUAUUUCUCUACAACAGCGAUGUUAGAAACUCUCUCGCUAGCUCAUACCCACAUAGAUCCCAGUGUCGCAGACAAUCUGUUCAAUGCACUGGAGAAGAAUUCGACAAUCCGCACGCUGCUGCUGAGCACAUGCCUCUGCUACCUGGGUGAUUACAUGGGCCACGGUACUCAGUUGGCUGCCUGCCUGGUCGGUAAUAAGAGCUUACGGACGCUGAUCCUAGACCGCUGCUGCUUCGACUGCGUGCCGGGAUUGCAGGUCAUUAUGGACACGCUCAGGUGUGCCCGGCAGCUUGUGACUCUUUACCUAAUCGGAUUCAACACCACCAAGGUUUUCGCCGAGGUAAUGCCACUAAUCAUAAUUAAUAAUCAAGCUCUGCGCAAUUUGAAGGUCGUGCACUCCGAUGCUGGGGGGGAAUUGUGUCAAUGUUACCUGAACUACAAAUGUGUUUCCUGUGAGGUGGACUACAUAGAAAACGAUGCUGGAAACGUCAAUGCCCUUACACGUGCGAUUCCUCACAAUCAACAGCUCCAGCUACUGACCGUCGACCUUUCCAAAUCAUCCACAGUGGAGUGCCGGAACUUCUUCGAGGCAGUUCGUCGAAACAACACCCUGCGCAAGGUAACCGUCGUUGGCCUGCGUAAUGAAGAUGCACCGGGUAUAUGCCAAAUGAUACGAGAAUGCGGCAUAGCGGACAGAGUACUUUUCCAAUGCCAGCUGAACGUCCAGGAGCCUGUCGAGGCGGUGAUAAAAUGUCGAAAACUGUCAUCCAUCAGCAUAAACGCCGUUCUUCCGGAAUACUCGGAGCUCCUCAGCAAGUCACUGACGCUGUUGCCAUUUUGGAGCCACACGACGGAGCUUUCUCUGAGUCUCUCAUCUGAUGGCUUAGUCAAAGGACACAGGCUCUUCCUGCGUUACUUAGAGCAAGCGACGAAGCUCAGGAGUCUAAAACUACGGAUCAAUGAACCAGUCACAAUUGUGAGCGUUCGGCAACACGUGCGAACAGCAUUACUUGGCAGCUUAAGUAUCCGUAAACUGCACAUAGACAGGGGACUCGUCGCCAACCUGCAAGACGCACGGCUAUUGGCUGGCGAACUCUCUGCUAAUAAGAGACUGCAUGAAUUCGCACUAUUUUGUGACAGCGAGUUGUCACUCAUCGAUGAGUUUUUGCGCAUCCUGGCUUACUCUCUGGAAGCGAACAACACUCUCUGUUGGAUACACCACACGGAAGUAUUCUAUACGCCACACUAUAACGCCGUGCAGAACCUGCUACGUCGGAACCGUGCCAUGUCAAUGUGUGCUGCGCAUUUUGUAGUAGGGACCAAACAGAACCAGCGCUGCGCCGAAGCCUUCCAGCGUGUCUGCAAUACACCAGGCCUCCUUGCUUAUGUAAUGGAGACUGCGUCGAUAGGAGAGUUUCAGGCAGCCUUCGCCAUACGGGCAGCGCUGUCCAAGAACGGCGAAGAAGACAAAUCUUUUUAACUGAACGUUGUAUAGAACUAGCAAAUAGCUGAAAUAUGUUAGGCGUUGUUCAAGCUGUGACAGAUAUUUUUCUUAUUAUUCUUACACUGUUUGAUGAUGACGAUGACAUAUGGGUUUUGAUGGCUAAAGGGCCAGGCUUGGCCAAAUAGCGCCAAGAAGUCUUCUUUAUUUUAAUGGAACAUUAAAAUAUUUGGGGUAGAUGAAAUAUGACUGUAUAGUUGCCUAAAACCAAUCGCAAAGCAGUGCGUAAAAAUACUUAUAUCUAAUAAAAUUAUGGCAACGAUUGAUGGAGUAUGCUAUGAUGAGAAGUAUUGUUUCUGAAGGAGUGAUGGACUAAAAACAGGUAUGUAAGAGUGGAACUCGGAACAUAUUAGCCUCAAGAACGAGACAUUACUACGAGGUUCUGGGACCGAUAAAUCGCAAGGAACAGGUAUCAUUGAGAAAACUUAGCAGAGACUGUUUAAAAGAGG
Molecule: messenger RNA, 2556 nt
Organism: Rhipicephalus sanguineus (brown dog tick)
Lineage: Eukaryota; Metazoa; Arthropoda; Arachnida; Ixodida; Ixodidae
Exons: 2
Coding region: 140-2086 (648 amino acids)
Source: RefSeq, a predicted model, not a curated record